Molecule: messenger RNA, 1052 nt
Organism: Ceratotherium simum simum (southern white rhinoceros)
Lineage: Eukaryota; Metazoa; Chordata; Mammalia; Perissodactyla; Rhinocerotidae
Source: RefSeq, a predicted model, not a curated record
CCUCCCGCCGCCUCUGUCUCCCUCUCUCCACGAACUGCCCAGGAGUGAGCAGCUGCUCUCUGACGGCCCGGACGACCUGGACGGCCCGACGAACAGACGCACGGACUGCCUGACACCCAAACCUGCCAACUAGCCAACCUGUGCCCUGCAGCUUCCCCUCCCCAGGCACACCCACCAUGUGGCCCCUGUGGCUCCUCGCAUCCCUGCUGGCCCUGAGCCAGGCCCUGCCCUUUGAGCAGAAGGGCUUCUGGGACUUCACCAUGGAUGACGGACUGCCCAUGCUGAACGAUGAGGAGGCUUCGGGUGCCGACACGACCUCAGGCGUCCCGGACCUGGACUCUCUCACGCCCACCUUCAGCGCCAUGUGUCCUUUCGGCUGCCACUGCCACCUGCGGGUCGUUCAGUGCUCUGACCUGGGUCUGAAGGCCGUGCCCAAGGAGAUCUCACCUGACACCACGCUGCUGGACCUGCAGAACAAUGACAUCUCGGAGCUCCGAAAGGAUGACUUCAAAGGCCUGCAGCAGCUCUACGCCCUCGUCCUGGUGAACAACAAGAUCUCCAAGAUCCACGAGAAGGCCUUCAGCCCCCUGCGGAAGCUGCAGAAGCUCUACAUCUCCAAGAACCACCUGGUGGAGAUCCCUCCCAACCUGCCCAGCUCUCUGGUGGAGCUCCGCAUCCAUGACAACCGCAUCCGCAAGGUGCCCAAGGGUGUGUUCAGCGGACUGCGCAGCAUGAACUGCAUCGGUGAGUGUGGCUGGCAGGAGGGGGUCUGGGAGAGGGGCCUCUUCCACCCAGAGCAGCACCACCAUGGCCUUGCCCUGGGGUCCUCAUGGAACAUUCUGGAGGCUGGUCUAGGGCAUGCCCCAGAGCCACAAAGGCAAGGUGAAGAGAAAGCAGGGGACUGUAAAGAGAGGGAAGGGAAAGGGCCAGUGCAGCCAGACCGCUGGCUGGGGACCACCAGGGGCCCAGCCAUGGGGGUUGGGCAGGCUGGGGGUCACCCAGCCUUGAUCUCUGGCUCCCCUCCAUUUCCUCCUGCUCCCCCUGCCCCCUGA